Messenger RNA from Lathyrus oleraceus (garden pea), 1278 nucleotides. RefSeq lists its product as uncharacterized. The coding region runs from base 1 to 1278 and encodes 425 amino acids. The transcript has 4 exons. NCBI's taxonomy places the organism in Eukaryota, Viridiplantae, Streptophyta, Magnoliopsida, Fabales, Fabaceae. The record is from RefSeq and is a predicted model, not a curated record.
AUGUCUGACAAAGGGAAAUUUGUGGCCUCUAACACGGCUAAUGCUUCCCACUCUAAGAAGCAUGAUGAUGCAAAUGUUGUGAUUGAUCUAGAGGAUGGUAGCUCUGAUGAUCAAGAGGAAAGCUUGAUUCAUCAUAUAAAGCCAAGUGUGGCUAAACGCAUGAAGACUCACAAAGGAAAAUUUGUGGCUGAACUUAUGUCAGCUAGAGAAGCUAAGAAGACUGAUGUCAUUGGUCCCUCCAAACCAUGGAGCAAGGUUGAAAUAAAGAAGAGGAAGGUCAAAGAUGAUUCUGAGCCUGAAGAGGAUGUUGAGGAAGAUGUCUCUGACAUUUCGCCUGCAAAGAAAACUACUGUUAGGAAGUCUCUUGUUAAAAGAAGGGUAGCUGUGGAAAGGGAAUUGGGAAAAGAUGUUGCUGAUAUGAAGGAAGUCAUGGACCUGAUACAAGCUGUUGGGCUUUUGAAGACUGUUGUUGGGUUCUCUCAAUGCUACGAAGGUUUAGUCAAGGAAUUUAUUGUUAAUAUUCCUGAGGAUAUUUUUGAUAAGAACAGCAAGGAUUUCUGCAAGGUGUAUGUGAGGGGCAGAAAUAAUGAGGGUGCAGGAGAAUUAGAGGUUACAGACAAUCAGCAUCUUCCUGCUGGGAAGUUGACUAUCAAGUAUGCUAUCCUGCAUAAAAUAGGAUCUUCUAACUGGGUCCCUACCAACCAUAUCUCCACCAUUGCUAAUACUCUUGGGAGGUUUAUUUUUGCUGUUGGGACAAAAGUGAAAUUUGACUAUGGUAGAUAUAUGUUUGAUCAAAUCAUCAAGCAUGCAACUACUAAUGCAGUUAAGCUGCCAAUUGCUUUUCCCUCUAUGAUUUGUGGAAUUAUCUUGAAUCAAAAUCCUGGUAUUUUAUGCUCAAAUGAUUUACCUAGUAGGAGAAAACCAGCUCUGUCUGUGCACUACAAACUCUUUGAAGGGAGUCAUGUCGAGGAUAUUGUCAUGACAUCUGCCAUGAGGAGGCCAGUCUCAAAAGUUGGAGCAAUUGCUGAGCUUAAGGAGACAUGCAAAGAGCUAGGUGAAGGGAUUAGGGUAGCCACAGCUAGAAAACAAUCUUUGGAAGCCUUGAUUGAAAGCUUGGAGCAGGCUGAGGGUGAAAAUGUUGAACAUGCUAAUGUCAGCCAUGAAGAAGAAGCUGAAGCCCACACCUCUAGUGAGAGGUCUGCUAACAAUGAUGAUGCGAGUGGUAAUUCUGCUUCUGGUGCUGCUGAAGAGGCUGCAAACUCAAGCUCUACUGAGUAG